Porites lobata is the source of this 4635-nucleotide messenger RNA. The record is from the annotation of a GenBank genome assembly. Lineage: Eukaryota; Metazoa; Cnidaria; Anthozoa; Scleractinia; Poritidae.
AUGAAGCACGAGAGAGAUUUAGGCAAGUUAGAAAGUUUUAGGAAGUCACUUAGCAGCAGUUUAGGAAGUCCGCAAAAGCAUGCUAGGGAGCUAGAGUUCGUGAGGGAAAAUGGUCUGCAGCAGGUACCCCGAAUAAGGGAUUUGCUGACUGACAAAGGCCAGAACAAGUACACAAUGAGAUAAAUGAGUGGCAGCACCUUCUCAACUUACUAUAUAAAGAAUCCCUCAUGAGGAACAUCGCAGAGACAUCUCUUGAGGUUUUGAGUGCACCAAUGACAACUGCAAAUGAAGACAAGAAAAAAUCAAGUGAAGCAAGUAUUUCCCAACCUGAGGGUGCAGGUGAGAGAGUCUGGCAGCAUGACCUCCCAACUAAGUGCUGGUCAGUUUUUAAAAUAUGUUAAUGACAUUGUAGAAGCUCCUGUUGGGGUGGAGCAACAUCUAUUGGGCUGUGGCUUACCUUUUGUAGCUAGUCUUAAAGGAACACUAUAAAGACAAAGACAAGACUUUCCACAACCUGACUAUUCGCCUUAUAGGGGAGAAGGCCAUAGUUCUUGCUCGAUAUUCCUAUAGAUUUCUUGAUGCCCUUAUAAUUCCAAACGAGACACUUGCACAAAAAAAAAUUAAACAACUAGCACUUGGAAAGGUUGCACAUUAUUUAAGGUGUUACUUGCACAUUAUUUAACAAACUAGACACCAAUACUUCAGAGAUAAGCAAUUUAAGUAAAGUAUGUAAAAUGUAUUUCAAUUUGCUGGAAAUGCUCUUUGAACAAUCUGUCAAUGUCACUGUAUGGACUGUUGGAAAUGCAAAUUCCCUAUCAUUCCACUUUACAUUCACCCAGUAUAAAGAAGGUUAUGGCAUUAUUUCCUUACAGGCCAGAAAAUCAAAACAUUCUGGAAUUAAAUCUGACCUUGGACUCACCAAUUAAUACAAGUCCACAGUUGGCAGAUGGCAGGUGGUAAAUGGUGGCAGGUGAUGGGGUAAACUAUGUAAAGUCAUUCUAUCUCCCAGAGCAUCAGCCAAUGCCCUCAUACAUACAUUCAUGUAUACCAUUUCAUGGAACAUUUUAGCCAGGGCCAAACCAUACAACAGCGCCAACAAAAGAUCUAACUUCUGCCUGUUGGAGAAAUUCAUUAUAAUCCGUCAACCAGAACGUUCCAUGCUGAGCAAACGAAACGAAUCCGUGUCCUCAUGCCAACACAGAAGCAAAGUGCUAUUACAUUACAACCAGCAAUACCCUAGGGGCAAUACCCUAGGGACUACUUUACUUAUAUUUAGUAUAUACUAAAACAGUGGAUAGUGUUUUUCGCGCGCUCUGAUUGGCUACUCAAUCAGUGAAUAUCCUGCACUAUUCACUGAUUCACCUCCAGUUCCUACGAGCGAGCGACGCCAAACUUGCGUAGGUUGCAAGCAAAAUGCUUUCCCGGUUUGCUGCCAUAACAAACUAAGAAAUUUCACAACUAAUCAAGCAAGCUAUUUCCGAAAUACAUCAAGAAGGUGACCAAGUUCAGUUUGGAAGUUUUGACAGUUAAAGCUUUGUCUUUUUGACUCGAAUAGUUAUCGAUAAAACCGGUGAAAAAGUUUUUUGCUUACAAAUGCAAAUAAAAUUUUUAUUUGUCGAUAACAAAAAGCGACGACCGCAGUCGUUUGGUCAUCGCGCGCCAAAAUUGUAAUCGUUGGCAACAGUAUCCCCUACUCAAACCACUGUUAAUUCGUUAAAUUGUAUAUUCUCAACAUUCAACACAAACAGUUUAAAUUAGAAAAUUUAUAUCUUUAUACCGCUAAAUACGAAGCAGACAUAAUUACUUCUGAUAAAAAUAUCUGUCAUAUCUAUUCAUCAUGUAAGUGAAUCCAUAAACUGCCUUUUUAAACAAAAUUGCGGUUAUUAUUUCUAACAACCCAAAAUUUGUUGUAAAUAUCACUGUUAUGUAUUAUUUAUGAAUGGGUGAGAUUUAUGGUAGCACCUCAACUCCCUCCACUUCCUCAAAAUACAUGAAAAUGAAGUGGAAUCAUCAAGAUUUACCUAGCAAAGGAAAUUGCCAAGCAUCUUUAAGAAUGGAGUAAUUAAUAAAAGAUAAUAAGACAACAACUUAUACUUCUUUCUUCUACAGACUUAUUAGCAGUUGUCAAUUAUUAAUCCUGCACAUGCUAAUAAAAAGUCAGUUUGUCUUCAAAUUUUUCUGUCUUGAGCUUACUAAUCUUUGUCUUUAUUAUAUAGCCUGCCCGCCACCUUGACUAUUCCCCGCCCUCUAUUUUGGAUGUUUACCCUUGUUGACAUGGGACACGAUAAAUGUUUGGGGGAGUUUUGCAUUACACAGCAAGAUUUGGAGACUCCUUUAGAAGCAAUGCAGUUACCGCCAAGCUCUCACUGUCAGCGAUGGGCAAAAUAUGAUGAUAUGGAGAGGUAGUGCAUGCUUCCAAGCCUGUUCCAGUGCUUAGUAUGGUAACUAACACAUAUAUGACACCAUGAACAUCUGCCUACUCAGUGGAACCCAGAUUUGGUAAGAGGUCAAGAACUCAAACAGGAUGCACAGGCCAUUUCAGCAAAAGGAUUACCACUCCAAAAUAGCAUUGGUAGUAACCAAAAUGGCAGAUAGUUCAGAAGUGAUUACAAGUGAAGUAUGUAUGACACAAUACCUGAACAUUCUCCUUAUGCACAGUUGCACACAAUGUUCAGGUUCAGCACUGCAUCUUGAUUUCCUUUGUCUUUCAGCUUUAAUCAGUUUUGAAAUAGAUAUAUUUCUAGCUUUUCUGCAUGUUGAAAACGAUUCCUCACGUUUUUCUCCCACAAGUGUGUUACCCUACUCCUCACGGCUUUGAGAGUCAAUGCAGGCAAAUUCGCAGCCCAUUCCAACACCCUCCACAAGUUCCGCCCGAGUCCUGAAAAGAUGGGAGGAUGAACACAUCUGUAAUUAAAUGAGGCCGCCUGAUUUUGGUGAUGAACCAUCUUGCAAGGUACUUUAAGGUAGGUUAUUGUUGACGGUCCAUCAAUCGUCUCUACCCACGCAUUGUUUUUACAAAUUACUGGCACUGCAGCAUAAGAGAAAAAAUGACUGCAAACCAUCAACUGCUUUAUUGUUGGAAGGUUCCACCAACGGCUAGGGUUAUCCCUAUCAACUUUACUAUGCAUCAGAACCCUUACUGAUGUUUCGAUUAAAUGGCUUUUCAACAUAUUCUAAUUUAAACACAUACCUGAAAGGGGAAAGAGUGAAGCGGUUUUGAGAAAAGGGAUUCAUUAAAACUCCUGAAGAAACAGAAAACAACAUCACUCAAAGCACUUGCAGCUGAUAUUUCAGAAGGCUUGCGGAAGGUUAAGACAAGCAACUCUAAAGCUGAUAAAGCUGCCUAUUCAGCUUUCAAAAGUCUUACAUUUGGCCACAAUGUUUCUACAUGCUAAGCAUGAAAGUCUCUUGUAAAGCUAGUAAAUGUGGGGCAUAAGAGCGUGAGUUAACAAAUUAAAAAGAGGGCAAAAAUUUUUUCACAAGAGAAAAAGAGAGGAAAAAUAGAGGUGACUCUACUAAUACUGAACAGAACAAUUCAUUUUCAACCAACUUCUGGUCAUAUGAAGGAAGUAGGCCAACAGGAGACAAAAAAGAUGUAAUCAAAAAAAGAACCGAAAAGAAGCAGCACAUUGAACAUGCGAAGCACGUGCUGGAAAAAAUACAGAGGCAUUUGUAAAGUUCCAGGCACAAUAUCAGGAAGCAAAGACCAAGUACUGCAAAUUUGAGGAAAAUUUCCAGUCUUUAAGGACUGUAAGAAAUUUAGAAAGGCAGUGUCCCGGAGGUAUGGAACCGAUUUAGUGCUUCCUCAAACCCUAACUGAAGCAGUCAACCUUAAGCUUUGGUGACAAGCCUCAAGGGCACAGCUAUCACAAGCUGAAAUGCUUAAACAGAGAAUGCAGUGAAGGUGGUGAAAACAAAAUUGAACUCCCUCUCAUGAAAUUUCAGACGAAUAUACAGAGGAAGUGACAAGGAAGUGCUAUGAAUAUGUGGGGAAUGGAAAAUUUCUGCCAAAAGACAGAAAAAUAAAAAACCACUCAGGUGACAAGAAGACAGCCACAAGGUAGUACUUCCAGGACCUCCUAAGACAAGACCACUACCACUCAUUCAUGGCUAGAUGGUUGAGGGAACAAAUGGACAUUGUCCUUGAGCACCUUCCUCUCAGUGAGGUUGUCUGGUUGUCUGUUAUGAUUACUCGGAAGGCUACAGAUGCCACCAGCAGGAUGAGCUACAGUCAGAGUACUUUGAUGUGAAUGUUUCUUUGCACAGCACCAUCCUUUAUCACCAAGCAGUAGAAUCCAUUGAUGGCACGACAAGCACAGAAAAUGAUCCACAUAUUGUCAGGGAGCACCUUUUUGUGAUCUCAUUAGGAUGAUACCCGGGACUACCACUCAGUGCACAAAGCUCAGGAAUUGAUAGUAGGAUAUCUUCCAAAUCAGUUGCAGAUGAAAACAAGACGCUGUGGGAGCGCAUAUUUGGGCGUGGUCGUACUACAGGUAUUGCUUGAGAAAUUUACACUUGGGCGGACCUCUGAGAAAACAAAAACGUUCCGAAAAAAAUUAAUUUUUUUUUUGCGAUGCUGGUUGUUUGAACCAUGUUUUAUAUUAUUAUUUUUUACAGCUUUUGGGGACAAUUUGA